Molecule: messenger RNA, 2325 nt
Organism: Diospyros lotus (date-plum)
Lineage: Eukaryota; Viridiplantae; Streptophyta; Magnoliopsida; Ericales; Ebenaceae
Product: serine/threonine protein phosphatase 2A 55 kDa regulatory subunit B beta isoform-like
Exons: 14
Coding region: 276-1805 (509 amino acids)
Biological process (GO): peptidyl-serine dephosphorylation
Cellular component (GO): cytosol; protein phosphatase type 2A complex
Molecular function (GO): protein phosphatase regulator activity; protein binding
Source: RefSeq, a predicted model, not a curated record
AUUCUGUCCGUACCGGGGAAAAGAAAAUUUUACUCUUGCGGGCAGCAAAUGGCGACUGCCGAGUGACCGAGAAAAUUUUCCCGGGAAAAUCGAGUGGAUAAGAGAAAACGAGGAAUCAGAAUCUGAAUCUCACUUGAGAGUGUUUGUCUCCUUCUGUUUACACUCAGCAAUUGCGAUACGCUUUAAUGGCUAUCUCUUCAUUGAGCUCGGACGACGCAACUUCGUAGUUAAGCCAUUCCGCUUCGGAUUGGAAGUUAUCUCAGGUCUUCGGCCCCAUGACUUUCAGCACUGGCGCUUCUCCUUCCGCCUUGGAUUGGAAGUUCUCUCAGGUCUUCGGCGAACGAAGCCCGGGAGAGGAAGUUCAAGAUGUUGACAUCAUAUCUACAAUUGAAUUCGACAAGAGUGGUGAUUAUCUUGCAGUUGGAGAUAAAGGCGGUCGUGUUGUAAUUUUUGAAAGGAAGGCUAAUAAAAAUGUUUUAAGGGAGCGCUACACUCCAAAUGAGUUGGAACAACUGAAUUUUGUGGACAGACAGCAUCCUGAAUUCCAAUAUAAAACUGAAUUUCAGAGUCAUGAGCCUGAGUUUGAUUAUCUGAAGAGUUUGGAGAUUGAAGAGAGGAUCAACAAAGUGAGAUGGUGCACAACACCUAAUGGAUCACUGUUUAUUCUUUCAACAAAUGAUAAGACAAUAAAACUGUGGAAGGUUAAGGAACAGAAAGUGAAGAAAGUCAAAGAAAUGGACACCAAUUCAUUUGUAGUCACGGAAAAUGUGCUCUUGUCUGAAAAGAGUUUUGUUGGUGUGCAACACAAUCCAUCUUUCAAUAAUGGUUAUUUAUUAGAAUGGACUGGAAAAAUAGCCAACAGGUCUUUGCCAUCUCAUCAAGGGCAUAUCAAGGCAGCGAACAUUGGGGAUUUUGCUUGUUCAAGAUGUCGGAAGGUGUUUGCUCAUGCCCAUGAUUUUAAUAUUAACUCUAUCUCAAAUAAUAGUGAUGGUGAGACAUUUGUUUCAGCAGAUGACCUUAGGAUAAACUUGUGGAAUCUUGAGGUCAGUGGUCAAUGUUUCAACAUCAUUGACAUGAAGCCUUCACACAUGGAGGAUCUUACAGAGGUCAUAACAUCUGCUGAAUUUCAUCCAUUUCAUUGUAAUCUGCUCGCAUACAGCAGUUCAAGGGGUUUUAUUCGGCUAGUAGACAUGCGGCAGUCUGCAUUAUGUGAUCAUAGUGCAAGAAUAUUAAGAGAAGAGGAACCCCGAGGCUCUAAAUCAUUGUUCACAGAAAUAAUAGCAUCCAUAUCUGACAUAAAGUUUUCCACAGAUGGAAGACAUAUCCUAAGCCGUGACUAUAUGAAUUUGAAGCUAUGGGAUAUGCGCAUGGAGACUUCUCCUGUUGUGUCAUACAAGAUCCAUGACCACCUCCUCCCAAAGCUGUGUGAUUUGUAUAACAAUGACGCAAUAUUUGAUAAAUUUCAUUGUUGCCUUAGUGGGGAUGGACUUCGUUUUGCAACUGGAUCUUAUAGCAAUUUAUUGUGCAUCUUUACCCACGGAGUUGGAAAUGAAGAAGGGGUCAUGAUGGAGGUCAGCAAAACUCCCUGCAGGAGACCACAUCUUCAACCCACUCCGAGGGCUAGAAGGUCAUCACUCAGCAACUUGGCUCGAGGGUUUUACAGACCAGGUCACGAAAACUCUAGAUUGGGAAGUAGUGAAUUUUCCCAUGACUUCAGUUCUAAACUACUACAUCUGGCUUGGCAUCCAAGAGGGAACGUGAUUGCUUGUGGUGCUGGGAAUAGCUUAUUCCUGUACUACGCAUAGUUUGAGACACUUUUUAAGUGCUUCUUAAGAAUAUGGCCUAUCAAGUAAUACUUGUUGGUGUCACGUUCUAGUAAGAUAUUUGUUCAGAGGACACAAUCCAGAAUUGCAAUCCCGCUUUUCUUCUCCAGAGGAUUGGCACAAAGGCUUUUAUGUGCCUGCUUACCUAGAAGUUAGAAGAACCGAACCUCUCAUCUCAACUAGAUUUGGUUGGUUAGUUGGUUGGACUAGAUAGGGUGAAAUGAUUAUGUUUUAGGCAUUGGCCAAUCAACCAGAGAGUAAAUUUGACUAGAUCAGAUACUAGGUAGGUAGGUAGGUUUGACUAUUGAUUAGCCAAAAGGUUUGCCAAGGGUUUUUGGUCCUAGGACCAUGCUAUUGGUACUCCAUGAGCUACACAAUGUAUCAUAAAUGACAAAAAUACCCUUCGCGUCUCACCGCCUUGAGUGAGGGGUAGUUUGGACACUUCAACUAUAUUAUGUAGCCUAUGGUGUAACUCAUAGAAUACCAAUUUCGUUUUCCUUCU